UUUCACUCUCGUGUUUUCCUGCGCAGGGUCCAAAGAGCAGCCUCGGGAGGACACGGAUAAGCGCCCGUUGCAUCACCGCCUGGCCGCCGACAUGGACUGGCUUCACGGCUGCGGGGUGGAGGCGGUGCGCUACCUGCAGACGCACUACGGGCACCGACGCGACUGGUUCGUCUUGGCCUCGCGCAGCGCCGAGCUCAGGAACACCUUCUUCCUCUUCUUCCCCAUCUGGUUUCACCUGCGAGAGACGACGGGCAUUAAGCUGAUCUGGGUGGCCGCCGUCGGAGACUGGCUGAACCUCGUUUUAAAAUGGGUGUUCUUUGGGCAGCGGCCAUACUGGUGGGUCCACGAAACCUCCUUCUAUGACAGUACAGCGGUGCCACAAAUCCAGCAGUUCCCAAUCACGUGUGAAACCGGACCUGGUAGCCCAUCUGGCCAUGCCAUGGCUGCGGCCUCCAUCUACUACGUCAUGGUGUCGGCACUCAGUGCAGAGCUGCAGCUCGGGCGUCAGUUGUCGGUGAAGGACCGGUGUUUGUGGGGUCUGCUGUGGACGGUGUUCUGGGGGCUCCAGGCCAGCGUCUGCCUGUCCCGAGUCUUCUUGGCAGCUCAUUUUCCACACCAGGUCAUUGCAGGGGUCAUCUCUGGGUUGCUGGUGGCACAGACCUUCAGUCGUGUCUUGUGGAUCUACAGUGCCAGCCUCAGGCAGUACCUCGUCACCACACUCCUCCUCUUCAGCGUCACUCUGGGUCUCUACCUGCUCCUCAAGGCCCUUGGUGUGGACCUCCUCUGGACGGUGGAGAAGGCCAGGCGUUGGUGUGUGCAGCCAGGCUGGGUCCACAUUGACACCACGCCCUUCUCCAGUCUGGCGCGCAAUCUGGGCACCCUCGCCGGCCUGGGCCUGGCCCUCAACUGCCCGCUGUACUGGGAGAGCUGCCUUGAAAAGCACAGCUAUGGCGCCCCCUUCAGGCUGGGCUGUAUACUGGUCUCGCUGGGGCUGCUGCACCUCAUCGACUCCCUCCGGCUGCCCACCCAAACUGAAAGCCUCUACUACCUGCUGUCCUUCUGCAAGAGCGCUGCUGUGCCACUGACCAGCGUGGCCAUCGUGCCCUACUGCCUGUCCUGCCUGCUGAGGAGCUGCAGUGAGAAGGUGGAGUGACAGCAUCGAUAAAGCAGGGUGACAAAAGAGACAGCAAAGGCGCUAUAUGGGAGGGGGGGGGGGGACUGUCAGAUUUUCACUUUUCACUGCUCAUCUGGUGACAA
Molecule: messenger RNA, 1257 nt
Organism: Erpetoichthys calabaricus (reedfish)
Lineage: Eukaryota; Metazoa; Chordata; Cladistia; Polypteriformes; Polypteridae
Product: glucose-6-phosphatase catalytic subunit 1-like
Exons: 5
Coding region: 92-1153 (353 amino acids)
Biological process (GO): glucose 6-phosphate metabolic process; gluconeogenesis
Cellular component (GO): membrane
Molecular function (GO): glucose-6-phosphatase activity
Source: RefSeq, a predicted model, not a curated record